AUGAGCGACAUGAAGCCGAACGAAGCGCCCGAAGGUGAUGAGAACGGAGAGGAGAAAGACUGGGCUGCGGCCAAAGCCUUCUUUGAAAACCUGAAAACAAACAAACCGAGACCUCCCAAGCCCCGGUACGCUGUGACCAUCGCCGUGUCCUCUCGCACCUUGUUCAACAUGGUGGCCGAGAGGAAGAUCUAUGAGGAAGAUGGGAUGGAGAAGUAUGUGGCUUAUCAGGUUGAACACGAGAACGAGCCCCUGAAGCCAGGAGCCGCCUUCCCGUUCGUCAAGGCACUAAUGACUGUCAACGCUCGACUGAGGGAGCUCUACCCGGACAGUGAGGAGUUGUUUGACAUCGUCUUGAUGACUAACAACCAUGCCCAAGUUGGAGUACGCCUCAUAAACAGCAUUAAUCACUACGAUUUGACCAUCGAGAGAUUCUGUAUGACUGGAGGGCAAAGUCCCAUUGGCUACCUUAAGGCCUACAUGACCAACCUUUACCUCUCCAAGGACUCCGAGAAAGUCACAGAGGCCAUUGAAGAAGGCAUUGCUGCAGCCACAAUGUUUAUGCCCGAGACUGAAAUCAAGUUGAGUGACACUCAGCUGAGAGUGGCGUUUGACGGUGACGCUGUCCUCUUCUCUGAUGAGUCGGAGAUCAUUGUGAAACAACACGGCCUGGACACUUUCUUUGAGCAUGAGAGGGAGUUUGAGAACAAACCUCUCGCUCAGGGUCCCUUGAAGUGUUUCCUGGAGGCUCUGGGGAAGCUCCAGAGGAAAUUCUAUGCCAAGAACGAGCGUAUGAACUGUCCCAUCCGGACUUUCCUGGUCACGGCCCGCAGCGCUGCCAGCUCAGGAGCCCGUGUCCUCAAGACCCUCAGGAGCUGGGGUCUGGAGAUUGAUGAGGCUCUGUUUCUGGCCGGGGCACCUAAAGGACCCCUCCUGGAAAAGAUAAAACCACACAUCUUCUUCGACGACCAGAUGUUCCACAUCGAGGGCGCCAAAGAGCUGGGCACCAUCGCUGCACACGUGCCCUAUGGGAUCGGACAGAAGUACCACAGGGGGAAACUGAUCGAGCAGCCCGCAAAAGACAAGUGAUCCUCUGAAGGUGAACGCCUACCCCGAACACGUUUGCAUAUCCACUACCCUGUCACCAGUACAGGAGGAGUUUCAUUCCAGAGUAACAAAUUCCAUUUUUGCAAAAUGAUUGACAGCACAAAAUUAAUACAAAUCACAGCAUUUCUUAUAGCAUAGCUCGUAACUCAGCUCCUCUGUCCUUUGUUAACACUGAUAAUGCAAUUACAUUCUGGAUCCUCUAAACGGACAUAGCAGUUUGGAAAUGGACUCUUCAUAUCAUGUCAUUUACCGAGUUGUCAUGUGUGUGUGUGUGUGUGUGUGUGUAUGCCUUUAUGAUGAUUGGAUGUACCUAUUGAGCAGGGAACUAUAUAUUUUUGAUAAGAGUUACACUAAAUGCUGACAUUAUUCCACUUAAUUCUGUUUGAAAGAGAAGGUUGUGCCUUAUGUUAUCUAUGUACCUCUUUAUCAUUACAAAAGUUGAAUUACAUUAGACUUUUUAUACAAGAGUAUAUUUUGGGUAUUCUCUUCCAAAAAGCUUUGUCCUAUGUUUUGCCGGGAGGCAUCUUGUCAGUCAAUAUUUCUGUAAUUGUGCAAGCUUUACUUCAAACCCAAUUGCUGUCUAAGUCUCUCUGUAAAAAAAACUUUUUUUUUUCAUUUACAUUUAAUUUUUUUUCUCUCUGGGUAUCCACUGUUUCCUUUAUUCUUUUAUACAUGCAGGGUGAGGGUAUAGUGGGAAGUUACAGUGUGGGGAACUACUUUGUGCUCUACUUGUCACUGUGGUAGGUGAAUCUAAAAAUAUCACUACACACUGAAGUUUAUCAGCUGAAACAUCGUUUACAUUCCAUCCACUUCAAAAACACUUGCCAAGUGGAAGGUGGACACACUGCAGCUAAACUUUUCCAACAUUUGGACUGUCCUCUGUAGUCAUUUCCCACAUUAAAGAGCACCUAUUAACACAUGGACUGUAUGUUUAAAAGGGACCUUUAUAAAAGGAGAGUGCUUAUGGCUUACUGGGAGCGCUGCUGUUGUCUCUGUUGCUGUUAUGGUAAGACUUGCAAAUAACAGUAGCUUAAACUUUAUAUCGUUUUUCUGGAAACAGUUACAACUCUGUUGUUUACCAUAUUUCAUUUAACCUGUACAUCAGAUGCACUGUAAACUGUUACUGAUUUUUUACUUAUUUUUAGCUACAUGUUGUUUUGUUUUGUCCUAGUGGAAGUAUGCACUGCUGAAUAUCAGUUCUUAAGAACUAGGACAUGUUGCUAAUAAACUUUUUUUUUUUUUUAGCAACACACCACAUGGUAUUUUGCAUUUUAGUUAUCUCGUCUGUAUCACCUCUGUUUUCUUAUUUUGGGUGUGCCAGGCACCGCAGGUUUUGGAUCAAUAAAAAAGAUGUCAACCCAC
Myripristis murdjan (pinecone soldierfish) is the source of this 2466-nucleotide messenger RNA. RefSeq names its product cytosolic 5'-nucleotidase 1A-like. Gene Ontology annotation, biological process: adenosine metabolic process; nucleotide metabolic process. The record is from RefSeq and is a predicted model, not a curated record. The transcript has 6 exons. Gene Ontology annotation, cellular component: cytosol; cytoplasm. NCBI's taxonomy places the organism in Eukaryota, Metazoa, Chordata, Actinopteri, Holocentriformes, Holocentridae. Gene Ontology annotation, molecular function: 5'-nucleotidase activity; magnesium ion binding; nucleotide binding. Bases 1 to 1086 code for a protein of 361 amino acids.